Cavenderia fasciculata is the source of this 1659-nucleotide messenger RNA. RefSeq lists its product as uncharacterized. NCBI's taxonomy places the organism in Eukaryota, Evosea, Eumycetozoa, Acytosteliales, Cavenderiaceae. Bases 1 to 1659 code for a protein of 552 amino acids. The record is from RefSeq and is a predicted model, not a curated record. The transcript has 2 exons.
AUGACUUUUAUACCAACAAUUAAAUAUUUUUUUAGAGAUAAUAAUAAUCAAGCGAGUAAUGAUAAUCCAAAUGUCACACAAUAUAUUAAAGUAGGACAUGAUGGUAAAACUUUAGUAUCCGAUCCAAUGGCAAUUAGAGAAUCAAUGUCAGGUAUUGGUUUUUUAGGACCACCUGGUGCUGGAAAGAGUACUUGUUGUAAUACAAUCUGUCAUGUUUUAUAUCAAAUCAAGGAGCCAUACUUUUUGGCACUUGAUUCUCACAAGACCGUUACCACUGGUGUCUAUACCAUGUCUAGAGAAGCAAGAAUGAAAUCACCUGUACCAAUUACUAAAGAGGUGAUGGAUAUGGAAGGUCAUGACCAUAGUCUAGAGAGAAGUUGGAAGUUGGCUAUGCUCCUAUCAGUCAUGUGUGAAGAGGUAGUACUUUGUAAUAGAGAUGCAAGAUCUAUUGUACUCAUUCAAGCUGUAGAAGUAUUCAAAAAAGGAAUGGAGCAAAGUAAAAUCCUUGGAAUGAGAUGUAUUACAAAACAAUUGUUUGUCAUGGUUAAAAGAAUGAGAGAUGCUGCUGAAAUCUUAUCAACACUCUCAGAGAUCAUUCCAGACAUGGAAUUUAUUCCAUUUACCGUUCCUCAAUUCACCGAUGAUCAAAUUGAUUCGCUAGAGACACCACUUGAAUUCCACCCAGACAUGGUCAACGCAAUCAAAACUGGUAUUUUAGAUAAAAUCAAACCACGUCUAGAUCAACAGGCAUUGUCAUCAAAAGCAGAGACAAUUCAGAAAAUGUUAGAAGCUUUCAACAGAGGUGACUUUUCUCAUCUUGGAUGGAUAAACAAACAAUUUUUUUUAUCCGAUUGCAAGAGAAUAUUGACUGAAGCCAUCUCAAAUGCAACUUCCAAUCACAUUACUCUUGCCAAGGACAAACAAGCCAGAUUAGAUAUGACAUUUCAAGAGUUUAUCAGAGAUGUCAAGGGUGAUCUCAUAGUUGAUUUUACCCAAUCAACAUUCUACAUUAAAGAAACUUGUGAUACCUAUAUCAGAGAAUCCUUUCAGUCUCCAUGUAUUCCAUUUAGAGAUUUGGUAUACAUCUACCAAAGCCAAUACGACCACAAGAUAGCCAAAUUGAUUGAAGCCAAGGCAAUCGCAGAUCAAUUGGACCAAAACAAACGUACCUUUCUCGAGUGUGUUGAAACCAUCAAUCAGAAUGCAAAAUCAAAGCUUACUGUGUUUAUUCAAGGUUUAAAGUUUGAUGAAACAAAAGUCCCAGAUAAAUCAACAUUUAUCGAUGACUCGUCGAUUGUUGAUCUCCAACAACGAGUGAAUAUGAAACCAGAUUACACACCGUUCAACAAAUUCUAUUCAAGCUCUGUUGCACUUGUCCCACAGAAAUGGAAAAACCAAGUUAACCGUGCCAAAUGGAAAAUGCCUGUUCAGUCUCAAGGUGAAUUGACUUGUAAGGCUGGAUGUAGAUUAAAUGAUGACCCUGUAGUUUGCAGUACAUGUGGUGGUUAUUGGUAUUGGAUUGACGGACCCACAAUGACAGCAAUGUGUAAAGACUGUCUUAGAAAAACAUCAUUUCUUGAUGAUCCAAGUCUUGUAUGCACUGGUUGUAAAAGUCCUGCCAAUUGUACAACCCGUCCAAAUCUUUCAUAUAUUCCAUAG